UGAAUAGAAGCCUUACCCUCCUUUACCACCUUCACCUGAGGCCCCAGUAGGUGAUUGGCUGAGGCUUCAGUGGAAGCUCCACUCCCAGCCUGGGGAGUUAGAAUAUAUGCUCCGGACGGGGAGCAGACCUCACCUGCGUUACCCACACAAUGUGGGCUCAACUCCUGCUGGGAAUACUGGCUCUAUCACCAGCUAUUGCAGAACAACUCCUUCCAAACUACCUGGUGACAUUACCAGCCCAGCUUCACUUUCCCUCUACUCAGAAGGUUUGUUUGGAUCUGAGCCCUGGGUACUAUGAUGUAAAAUUCACUGUUACUCUGGAGACCAAGAACAAGGCCCAGAACUUGCUAGAACACCGUGGAAUGAGGAAGAGGCACUUACACUGCAUGUCCUUUUUGGUACCACCUCCUGCAGGUGGCACAGAAGAAGUGGCUACAGUCCGGGUGUCAGGAACUGGAAAUAACAUCAGCUUUGAGGAAAAGAAAACAGUUUUAAUUCAGAGGCAGGGGCAUGGCACCUUUGUGCAAACUGACAAACCCAUCUACAAGCCGGGGCAGCGAGUGCACUUCCGCAUCGUCACCCUGGACAGCAACUUUGUUCCAGUGAAUGACAAGUAUUCUAUGGUGGAACUGCAGGAUCCAAAUAGCAACAGGAUUGCACAGUGGCUGGAAGUGGCGCCCGAGCAAGGCAUUGUGCAGCUAUCCUUCCAACUGGCACCAGAGGCAACGCUGGGCACCUACACCGUGGCAGUGGCUGAGGGCAAGACCUUCGGCACCUUCAGUGUGGAAGAAUAUGUGCUACCUAAGUUCAAGGUGGAAGUGGUCGAGCCCAGGCAGUUAUCAACCAUGGAGGAAUCUUUCUUAGUAAAAAUUUGUUGUAGGUACACCUAUGGAAAACCUAUGCUAGGGGCAGUGCAAGUAUCAGUGUGUCAAAAGGCACAUAAUUACUGGUUUGGAGAGGCAGAAAGGAAACAGCUACCUGACAAAUGCAGGAACCUCUCUGGACAGACGGACAAAGCAGGAUGCUUCUCAGCUUCUGUGCACAUGUCCACCUUCAACCUCACUGGCUAUAUGUACAGACACAGCAUCAAUAUUGUGACUACUGUGGUGGAGGAAGGGACAGGCGUGGAGGCCAAUGGCACUCAGGAAAUCUACAUUUCUUCACAAAUAGGAUCAAUGACCUUUGAAGACACCAAUAAUUAUUAUUACCCCAAUUUUCCCUUCAGUGGGAAGAUAAGAGUUAAGGGCCAUGAUGGUUCCCUUCUCAAGAAUCAUGAAGUGUUUCUGAUGAUUUUGGGCAUAAAUGCAACCAUCAACCACACCUUAGUUACUGACAACAAUGGCCUCGCUUCCUUCAAGCUGGAUACGGUUCAUUGGAAUGGGACAGACAUUUCUCUGCAGGGCAGGUUCCAAAUGGAAGAUUCAGUAUAUAAUCCAGAGCAGGUGCCUCGAUACUAUCAGGAUGCCUACCUGCACCUGCAACCCUUCUACAAUACAACACACAGCUUCCUCAGAAUCAAGCGGCUAAAUGGCACCUUGCAAUGUGGGCAGCCCCAGGAAGUGCUGGUGGAGUAUGACAUUAAUCCAGCUGAUGCAAACCCUGACCAGGAAAUCACCUUCUCCUACUAUUUAAUAGGGAAAGGACGUUUGGAGAUGGAGGGGCAGAAACACAUGUACUCCAAAAAGAAAGGACUGAAAGGCUCCUUCUCUCUCUCACUGACCAUCAAUUCCAGGCUUGCCCCUGAUGCUUCUUUGGUGGUCUAUGCCAUUUUCUCCAGUGGAGGUGUUAUAGCUGACAAAAUUCAGUUCUCAGUAGAGCUGUGCUUUGACAAUAAGGUUUCCCUUGGCUUCUCACCUUCCCAGCAGCUUCCAGGAUCAGAUGUGGACCUACAGCUGCAGGCAGCUCCAGGAUCCCUUUGUGCCAUCCGAGCUGUGGAUGAGAGUGUCUUACUACUUAGGCCAGAGAGAGAGCUGAGUAACCACUCUGUCUAUGGGAUGUUCCCAUUCUGGUAUGGUUACUACCCCUAUCAGGUGGAUGAAUAUGAUGAGUGCCCAGUGUCUGGCCCAGCGGACCUUCCUCAGCCCCUCACUGUCCCUGUGCCUGAAGAGCGUUGGAGCAGGCGUUCAGUUAUGCCGAGAUAUUGGUUCUCUAGAGGCAUGGACCUUUUCAGGUUUUUUCAGAACAUGGGACUGAAAAUACUGUCCAACGCCAAAGUCAAGAAGCCAGUUGAUUGCAGUCACCAUUCUCCAGAAUACGGCAGAGUAAUUGGUGGAAGCUCCUUAGAAAGUGAUCGUAAUACUCCACUGGCUUUUGGGUCCUCAUCUUCAUCAAUUCCAUCAGAGGAUUCUCAGGUUCGCCAGUACUUCCCAGAGACGUGGCUCUGGGAUCUGCUUCCUAUUGGUAACUCGGGGAAGGAGGCUCUCCACCUCACUGUUCCUGAUACCAUCACCAAGUGGAAGGCCAUGACUUUUUGUACCUCCCAGUCCAGUGGCUUUGGUCUUUCACCCACUGUUGGACUAACUGCAUUCAAGCCGUUCUUUGUAGAUCUGACUCUCCCUUACUCAGUAGUUCGUGGGGAAUCCUUUCGUCUGACUGCCACCAUCUUCAAUUAUCUAAAGGACUGCAUCACGGUUCAGACAAACCUGGCCAAAUCAGAGGAGUACCGGGUGGAAUCAUGGACAGAUUCUCAUGCUUCCAGCUGUCUCUGUGCUGAUGAAGCGAAAACCUAUCACUGGAAUAUCACAGCUAUCAAACUGGGUCAUGUAAACUUUACUAUCAGUACUAAGAUUCUGGACAGCAACGAACUCUGUGGGGGCCAGAAAGGGUUUGUUCCAGCAAAGGGCCGGAGCGACACACUCAUCAAACCAGUUCUGGUCAAGCCUGAGGGAGUUCUUGUGGAGAAGACACACAGUUCAUUGCUGUGCCCCAAAGGAAAAGUGGCUGCAGAAUCCAUCUCCCUGGAACUCCCUGUGGAUGUUGUUCCUGAUUCAACCAAGGCUUAUGUUGCCGUUCUGGGAGACAUUAUGGGCACAGCCCUGCAGAACCUAGACAAUCUGGUGCAGAUGCCAAGCGGCUGCGGGGAGCAGAACAUGGUGUUGUUUGCUCCCAUUAUCUAUGUCUUGCAGUACCUGGAGAAGUCAGGGCUGCUGACCAAGGAAAUCAGGUCCCGGGCAGUAGGUUUCCUGGAGAUAGGGUACCAGAAGGAGCUAAUGUACAAACACAGCAAUGGCUCAUACAGUGCCUUUGGGGAGAAGGAUGGAAAUGGAAACACAUGGCUGACAGCCUUUGUCACCAAAUGCUUUGGCCAAGCUCAGGAAUUCAUCUUCAUUGAUGACAAGAACAUCCAGGAUGCUCUCAAGUGGAUGGCGGGAAAUCAGCUCCCCAGCGGCUGCUAUGCCAAUGUGGGAAAGCUCAUGCACACAGCUAUGAAGGGUGGUGUUGACGAUGAGAUCUCCUUGACGGCAUAUAUCACAGCUGCAUUGCUGGAGAUGAAAAAGACCACAGAUGACCCAAUGGUGAGUCGGGGACUGCAGUGUCUCAGGAAUUCUGUCUCCUCCACCACCAACCUCUACACACAGGCCCUACUAGCUUAUACUUUCUCUCUGGCUGGGGUGAUGGACAUCAGAGACAUUCUUCUGGAACAGUUAGAGCAGCAGGCUAUCAUCUCAGGAGAGUCCAUUCACUGGAGCCAAAAACCUACUCAGCCAUCGGAUGCCAGUCCUUGGUCUAAGCUGGAGGCUGUAGAUGUGGAACUUACGGCAUAUGUAUUGCUGGCUUGGCUUAGCAAAGCCAAUCUGACUCAAAAGGAAAUAGCCAAAGCCACUGGUAUAGUGGCUUGGUUGGCCAAGCAACGUAAUGCAUAUGGGGGCUUCUCUUCCACUCAGGAUACUGUAGUUGCUCUCCAAGCUCUGGCCAAAUAUGCCACCACUGCCUAUGUGCCAUCUGAGGAGGUCAACCUGGCUGUAAAGUCCACUGAGAAUUUCCAGCGCACUUUCAGUGUUCAGGCUGCCAACCGGUUGGUAUUUCAGCAAGAGACUCUGCCCAACGUCCCUGGGGUAUACACCUUGGAGGCCACAGGACAGGGCUGUGUCUAUGUGCAGACAGUGCUGAGAUACAAUAUUUUCCCUCCUAAAAAUGUGGAGACCUUUAGUCUUAGUGUGGAAAUGGGAAAAGCUAGAUGUGAUCAACCAACUUCACCUCGAUCCUUGACUCUCACUAUCUGCACAAGUUAUGUGGGCAGUCGCAGCUCUUCCAAUAUGGCCAUUGUGGAAGUGAAGAUGCUUUCUGGGUUCAAUCCCAUGGAGGGCACCGAUCAGUUACUUCUCCAGCAACCACUGGUAAAGAAGAUUGAAUCUGGAACUGACACACUUAACAUUUACUUGGAAGAGCUCAGUAAGAAGACUCAGACCUAUACCUUCACCAUCAGCCAAAGUGUGUUAGUCACCAACCUGAAACCAGCAACGAUCAGAGUCUAUGAUUACUACCUACCAGAUGAACAAGCAAUAAUUCAGUAUUCUGAUCCCUGUGAAUGAGGAUAGAAGUUGGGAAGAAACUGCAUCAAUCCUCUGUGACAUUAUUGGACAGCAUUCUUCUGCCUCCUAAAGCAGAACUCAUUCCAUCAGAUAAUUUGAUUUCUCUGAUUGUCUAGUGAGUGGGUAACACCCCGCCUGGAGCUCAGCUACUUCUGACUACUUCACAGAUACUUAGAUGCCAAAAUAAAGGGUUGGGGGAGAAGAGCUAGGAAUGGUCACACGAAGUAGCAAUCACAGAGGAAAGAUUGCUGGGGGAGAUGUGGUUUAGCCAGUUAGGGGACGCUCCAGAGAGGAGAUGGUGGUAGAGAGUGGUACAGGGAGGAUAAGGAUGUCUUCCUAGAGGUGAAAUCUAAGGGAAGAUGUAAUUUAGGGCUUUGGGAGUAGACUAAAUAAAUAAAUAAAUCUUUUCUUGAAAAGAAAA
Myotis myotis is the source of this 4953-nucleotide messenger RNA. RefSeq names its product alpha-2-macroglobulin like 1 (gene A2ML1). Gene Ontology annotation, molecular function: endopeptidase inhibitor activity. Gene Ontology annotation, cellular component: extracellular region. The transcript is spliced from 36 exons. The record is from RefSeq and is a predicted model, not a curated record. Bases 150 to 4532 code for a protein of 1460 amino acids. Lineage: Eukaryota; Metazoa; Chordata; Mammalia; Chiroptera; Vespertilionidae.